AUGUCAAGUCAAAAGAUCCAAAAGGAUAAAGGAUUUCCAGAAAUAAGCUUUGUAAUCCCAUUGGACAUUUUAAAAGUGAACCCAUCAAAUGCAAUUAAUUUUAAAUUCACAUGGCCAGAAAAUUAUCAAGAACCAAGGAGAAUAUUAACCAUAAAAAACUUAAAACACACCAAUUAUGACAAUUAUUAUGGUAGAUUUCAUGCAUUAGUAACAUGCGAUGAAAGUGAGGUUGAAGAAUCUCCUUGUGAAGAUUACUUGGAACAGGCCAAAUUGAGACUUGAAUCCUGGACCAAAAUUGAUGAAUCAACAAUUUUAUGA
Molecule: messenger RNA, 318 nt
Organism: Entrophospora sp. SA101
Lineage: Eukaryota; Fungi; Glomeromycota; Glomeromycetes; Entrophosporales; Entrophosporaceae
Source: the annotation of a GenBank genome assembly